AUGGCGCUGCCGCUCCUGCCCGGGCUCUCCUGCGACCGCAACAUAGGGAAAGAAAAGUUCCACAAGUCACAGUACUGCGGUUUUUGCAAUAAUGUCGCUAUGCUGAUUGGAGAAGAUAAACCUGGAAUAGGAGGUGAAGUGUUGCCUGGUCAGAAGCUGAAACCUAAAUACAGUGUGUUUCCUGAAGGAAUGGGAAGUGAUGCUCCUGCUUGGAUAGCAUUUGACAAGCAGAUAUUGUCUUUUGAUGCCUAUUUUGAGGAUGAAGUGCCUGACAAGAAUCAAGAGCUAUAUAGAAUCAGACAUUGUAAAAUAUACUUCUACCUUGAAGAUGAUACAAUUCAAGUGAUUGAACCGCAAGUGAAAAAUAGUGGCAUACCUCAAGGAACUAUUGUUCGACGGCAUCGGAUUCCACUUCCACCUCCUCAUGAAGAUCAGUUCUAUACUAUAGAUAAUUUCAAUAUCAAUAUUGAAGUAAACUUUUAUGCCCGAAGAUACAAGAUUAUAGAUUGUGACCUGUUUACAAAAAAAUUCCUGAGGAAGAUGGGAGUGAGAUUAAAUACUCCCACAAGUCUUCCAGAUGACCCAUACACCAAAGAGCGUCAAAAGAUUUUGGAUUAUAUGAAUCCAUUGCGCCCUUAUGAGCGCUUAGAUACUUUGAAACAAUUUCUGGAGCAUGAUGGCCAUGUUUUACGUUUCUUCUGUGUGUGGGAUGAUCCAGAAGCCAUGUUUCACGACCCACGGGAACUUGUUCUGCACUAUUAUUUGGCUGAUGAUACUAUUGAUAUAAAAGAAAUUGUGCCAGUAAACUCAGGCCGGGAUACAGUUCCACUUUUCCUCAGAAGAGAGAAGCUUCCAAAGUAUGCUCCCACCGGACUGUAUCAGCCGGGCACCAUCACCAAUCGCACUGUUCUCAAUAUGUUUGGAAAUUUAUUAGGAAACAAAAGCCGUUACCUUGUGGACAAUCGUAAGACAGGAGCAGUGCAUCAGGAAUUUUACAGAGACAGUGACCUGAAAAUAGGGGCAGUAAUUAAUGUUUGGGGAAGGAAGAUAAUGCUCUGUGACUGUGAUGAAUUCACUAAAGAACAUUACAGGACAAAGUAUGGAAUUGAAGAUUUCACCCCAGUUUCAUAUAAGGCUCCACCGCCUCCAAAACCAGAAAAGAAGUUUCCUCCUUAUACUGGAUUUGGUUCCGAAGAGGAUUCUCUGUGCUCCUGUAUGGGUCUGAUUCUUAAGCGUCCCCAAAAAGAUUUCAAGAAAUUCAUGGAGAAAGACAGAAAUGGCAUGGAAAGUAACAUACUGCGCUUUGUUGCAAAACUCGUCACAGAUAGUCCUGCUGACAAGGAUCGUAAAUUCAUUAUUUCCUACUUCCUGAGUGAUGACACCAUUUCAGUUUUUGAACGUAUACAGCAAAGCACAG
This is a messenger RNA of Mesitornis unicolor (brown roatelo), 1417 nucleotides long. RefSeq names its product EF-hand domain (C-terminal) containing 2 (gene EFHC2). The record is from RefSeq and is a predicted model, not a curated record. The annotation marks the transcript as partial. The transcript has 9 exons. Gene Ontology annotation, biological process: regulation of neuron projection development. Gene Ontology annotation, cellular component: microtubule. Lineage: Eukaryota; Metazoa; Chordata; Aves; Mesitornithiformes; Mesitornithidae.